Messenger RNA from Talaromyces proteolyticus, 1344 nucleotides. RefSeq lists its product as uncharacterized. The coding region runs from base 1 to 1344 and encodes 447 amino acids. The record is from RefSeq and is a predicted model, not a curated record. NCBI's taxonomy places the organism in Eukaryota, Fungi, Ascomycota, Eurotiomycetes, Eurotiales, Trichocomaceae. The transcript has a single exon. Gene Ontology annotation, molecular function: 2 iron, 2 sulfur cluster binding.
AUGACGGUCAUAAGUCUAGGUCUACUGUCAAAUUUUACACAGGCGCGAUAUGUCAUCCAUCUUUCAAACGGCAAGCGAUUAGUGUUGUUCCGUUUGCUGACCAUUGACAAGUCCCAGCAGAAGGCCAACGAGAGCCUCGAUGGAUGGUCUUACUACGCUAUGGAGGCCGAGUGCCCUCAUGCGGGAGGACCGAUGGCAGAAUCGAAUGUCGACAUUGAAGACUCGUCCUAUGUGGUGUCAUGCCCGUGGCAUGCAUACGACUUCAACGUAGAGACAGGCGAGUCUAGCGUAGGUAUUACUACGUGCACAUUUCCCAUUGAGAUUAGAAGAGAACAAGUGAUAUUGCGUUAUCCGCUUAAUGGUACCACAGGAAUAACACUUACAAAGCUAGACCCCGUCAGCGAGAAAGUGAAAUUCAAGCGCGAUAGGGAACUUGUGUCUGUCAAAGCUAGCGUUGGAGACGUAUCAAUUCCUGGUCAUCUAGAUGAAAAUACGACCGUGUGUGAUUGGGCAGUGCAUAUCCUGAAUACACCAAACCCGGAGAGGAAAAUCGAACUUGCGACUAAUUUGUUUUCCUGUUUUUCAUCGAAGGAAGCCUCCUCUUCUCCCAUGGAAUUGGGUAGAGGAACCGUCUCUCCUCCUGAUAACCCACCACGUGAGAAUUUGAUAGAGGUAAGCCCAUGGUCAGUGCCAAACAAAGGAAAAGGUGGCUCUACAAAGAGCAGAAUUUCGAUUCUACAUGCUCUUGCAAACAUAGAGCUAUGGGCAAUUGAUCUAGCCAUCGAUAUCUGCGUCCGAUUUGCAACUUUUCAAACCGAAGGAAAUGGCAAAAAAUUACCGCGGACCUUUUUCCAUGACUGGUUAAAGGUAGCCAGUGAUGAAGCAAAGCACUUUUCAUUGCUUCGGGCUAGGAUUGAAGAGAUGGGAUCUUAUUUUGGUGCCCUCCCCGUACACCAUGGCUUGUGGGCCUCAGCAUUGGAGACAGCUCAUGAUCUCAGAUCGCGAAUCAGUAUAAUCGCGUUAGUGCACGAGGCUCGUGGACUAGACGUCAAUCCAAUGACAAUUGAAAAGUUUCGCAAGGCAGGUGAUAUGGAAAGUGUGCCUGUGUUGGAGGUGAUUCAUAACGAUGAAAUUACCCAUGUCACCACCGGCCAUCGGUGGUUGACUUGGAUUUGCGAAGAGGAAGGAACCGAUCCUAUCCAAGUUUUUCGCAAUAAUGUCCAAAAACAUUUCCGAGGUUCAAUUAGAGGGCCAUUCAAUGACGACGCCCGGCUUCAGGCUGGCAUGGAUAGACGUUGGUACGAAACUCCCGACAGCAAUACUAGUAUGGUGGCUACGUCCUAG